GAGGUAAGAGGACGCAGCUCCAGCAUGUGGGACCAACCAGUAGUGUUUGAGAUUUUGUUCAGUUAGUGCGUGUAAUCUGGUACACUUCCUGGAAAACCCACAAGAAGAUAUACAUUUGUUGCUUGCAUUUGAUUCCUCGCUUCUUGGAUUCAAAUUCGUGCUUUGAGGAGAAAGGAUGCCAGGACAAUGCCCAAGGUGCCAGAAGGCAGUGUACUUUGCUGAGGAGAAAAUUGUUCUGGGACGCCCGUACCAUAAGAUGUGCAUCAAGUGUGCCAACUGCAACAAACUACUUGACAGCAGCACAUUCACUGAGCAUGACGAGGAGAUGUACUGUAAGAGUUGCUAUGGCCGUCUUUUUGGCCCAAAAGGCUAUGGCUAUGGGGUUGGUGCAGGGGUUCUUUCUAUGGAUGAUGGCACAAAGUAUGAGAAUGGUCCUCCCAAGAGCAAUAUCCCAGCAACCAUGGAAGCUUAUGUAGCACCCCUGAAGGAGCCAGCACCAGCAGUCAAACCAGUGCGACCCAAGUGGGGAGGUGCUGACUACUGUGUCAGAUGUUCAAAGCAGGUGUUCAUGGCAGAACGGAAAAUGGCAGCAGGAGGUGCAUGGCACAAGGCAUGUUUCAAUUGUCGUGAGUGCCACAAGUGCCUUGAUUCUCAUUCCAUUCGUGAACGAGAGCAAGAUAUCUACUGUAAUCCAUGCUACGGCAAGAACUUCGGACCCAAAGGAUACUGGGGAUGGUCAUCUGCUAAAGUGUCAUAAAUAUUGACACGAGUCCUCUUGGCACAUUGAUCUGGACUCAUUUCAUCAUUAUCUGUUCAAGCACCUAGUUUAGAUCUCUAUAAUUUAGAAGGUUCACAUUUGUCAUAUUCAAAAAUAUUUUAAUCAUUAGUAUGAUAAUGAAUUAUAGUACAUGUACUGUAUAUAUGUAAGGUGUUGUGAAACAAAAACUGAUAUACAAAUAAUAUGAUAAGUUUAUUAUUAAUACAAUAAGCUGGAAAUUUCAUUAAUAUUGAAUUAUUAAUGAAAUUAAGUAAGCUAAUUGCUAUUCACUGAUUGUUAAAAAAUAUAUAUAUAAGUAUAUUUUUGAAACUAAAGUAUACCUGUCAGUACUAUGGAACUGGUAUACCCAGUGAAUUCACACUUUCCAUUAUAUUUCUUUCAUGCUGUCUUCAGAGCAUCAGGCACAAGAUUCUCAUUGUGAUAUUUUGAGUGCACUAUCAAGGAACGUAAUUAUUUCUUUAAUUACUAACAUAUCAUUUAAUAUCUACUAUUUUUGGUGUUCUUGAUUUACUUUUUUUUAUUGUCAUAGUAAUAAACAAAGGUACAUUUAAACAUGUAAUGUAAAAACAGUUGAUGAAACAUGCUCAUAGCCAAAUAAAAUGCAUUUUGCAGCCACUUUCUGCAGCAAGUAAUUCAAGCCUUUCAAAAAGUAUUACAAAAUGUUUUAGUUAUGAAGAACAAAACUUAGUAUACUAUAGAUCAAUUGAACCAAUAAAUCAUGUAAUACUUUUUUUCCUCUAUGUGGCAUGGAGGCAAAAAUCUGGCUUUGUGAUGAUUUUCAGUCAGUUUUUCUAUUGUGGCUUGUUUGUGAUUAUAGAACUAGAUGAUAUUGAUCUGGAUGUUGUUAAUUUAAAUUGAUUGGUUAGCUCUCUGAAUGGAAUAUUUCAUGUUAACAAUAGUGUUUUCUUGUUCCCAAAGCAUUACUGCCACCCUCUUGCAAAAUUGUGUUGAAGGAUGCUACAUACUAGUUUCUAGUAAAAAUUGUUGACAAUGUAUCUUCUCAGAAACAUAAUUAAGAUAUUAAAUUACUGUCAUCUAGUAUGACUGAAUAGCG
Cherax quadricarinatus is the source of this 1832-nucleotide messenger RNA. Its product is annotated as cysteine and glycine-rich protein 1. Lineage: Eukaryota; Metazoa; Arthropoda; Malacostraca; Decapoda; Parastacidae. Gene Ontology annotation, cellular component: nucleus; cytoplasm; Z disc. Gene Ontology annotation, biological process: sarcomere organization; muscle tissue development. The record is from RefSeq and is a predicted model, not a curated record. Gene Ontology annotation, molecular function: actinin binding; structural constituent of muscle.